ACACCGGUGUACCUGCGAGACUAAUCUCAGGGCUAAGUUCAGAGGGUAGGGGAGGACAUGACGUCACCGCGCAGCGGCGAAGUUGCGGACAUCGCGAUCAGCAGAAGCUGGUGGGGACUGCGCGGUUAGCGGACAGACACAGAUUACAGUCGGUGCUGAUCCAGGAUGAAGAUUUAUUUUUGCGGGAGUAUACGCGGCGGCAGAGACGACGUGCUCGUGUAUCGGAGGAUCGUGAAGAAGCUGCGGAGCUAUGGGACCGUGCUGACCGUGCACGUGAGCAGCACGGAGCUCACAGAUCAAGGAGAGGACGCCUCGACAGCCAGCGACAGAUUCAUCCAUGAUCGAGACGUGGCCUGGCUGCAAGAGUCUGACGUGGUGGUGGCCGAGGUCACCCAGCCAUCUCUAGGCGUUGGUUAUGAACUCGGCCGUGCCUUCGACAUGAAGAAGAAAAUCCUGUGUCUGUUCAGACCAUCAUCAGGACGCACUCUGUCCGCCAUGAUUAGAGGAGCUGAUGAUGGCAACCGGUUUCUGGUGAGAGAUUACAGCGAGGACAAAGUGGAGAACAUUCUGGAAGAGUUCUUUGAGAACCAGAAGAAAACCUAAAGUAGCUGCCAGGUGGAGACCAGUGGCUCUGUGAACAGUGAUGCCAUUCUCAGCCUCGGGGGGGAGGAGGGGUUCAUAGCUGGUGGACUCACACACAUCACAGUGAGGACACCACAUUCACUGGUGCUGGUGGUCUCUGGAUUUAUGGGAAAUAAAACCAUUCAAAAUCACCAACUGCAUCCUUUUAACAAACCAGUCGUGUCAACAUUCGAUACCAAACCUUUAUUCUAUGGGACACUUUAUUUUCUGUAUUUUGUCCUGUUUCUGACUGUGGCUGGAGAUGUGACAUAUAAAUGUGGUUCUUUAUACAAGAUUGUUUUGAUACACAUCCUAGACAAAUGUACAAAACUAAAGUAACACUAAACUGAUCUGUUGUAUUGGACCAAAUUAAAUUGUCCAGGUGUAUCUAAUAAAGUGGUCUGUGGGCAUAUAUGAGAUUGUUAUAGU
This is a messenger RNA of Monopterus albus (swamp eel), 1050 nucleotides long. RefSeq names its product 2'-deoxynucleoside 5'-phosphate N-hydrolase 1 (gene dnph1). Gene Ontology annotation, biological process: deoxyribonucleoside monophosphate catabolic process. The record is from RefSeq and is a predicted model, not a curated record. Gene Ontology annotation, molecular function: 5-hydroxymethyl-dUMP N-hydrolase activity. Lineage: Eukaryota; Metazoa; Chordata; Actinopteri; Synbranchiformes; Synbranchidae. The transcript is spliced from 4 exons. Bases 166 to 603 code for a protein of 145 amino acids. Gene Ontology annotation, cellular component: nucleus.